Messenger RNA from Brassica napus (rape), 2716 nucleotides. Its product is annotated as pentatricopeptide repeat-containing protein At1g07740, mitochondrial. Gene Ontology annotation, molecular function: protein binding. The coding region runs from base 130 to 1509 and encodes 459 amino acids. Lineage: Eukaryota; Viridiplantae; Streptophyta; Magnoliopsida; Brassicales; Brassicaceae. The record is from RefSeq and is a predicted model, not a curated record. The transcript has 2 exons.
UUAAAAUAAACAUUACAAAUUACUACAAAAGUUCAAAUUUUGAAUAUAAAAACCAAAACUUUAUAUUUAAUUCCGAGUUGUCUAUAACUACGCUGAAACAGAGCAAAGAAGGAAGACAGAGCUGAUCCAAUGCAUAGAAGACUAUCCUCCUCUCCUCUUACCACCAUCGCAUCCCGACAUCAUUACCACACAUCUCAAUCUGUCAAACCCACAAAGAAACCCAACAUCCACGAACAAACAACAAUUCACAAAGUCACAAGAAAGCCAUGGGAAGAAGUUCCGUUUCUCACCGAUCUCAAACAAACCGAAGAAACAGAGGAAGCUCUGUCUCUCUUCCACCACUACCAGCAAAUGGGUUUCCGACACGACUACCCAUCUUACUCCUCACUCAUCUACAAACUCGCCAAGUCACGUGACUUCGACGCAGUCGACCAAAUCCUCCUCCUCGUCCACCACCGUAACGUCCGAUGCAGAGAAUCCCUCUUCAUCGGAUUGAUUCAGCACUACGGAAAAGCAAACUCAAUUGAUAAAGCCGUCGACGUGUUCCACAAAAUGACGUCGUUUGACUGCGUCCGUACGAUCCAGUCUCUCAACACUCUCAUCAACGUCCUCGUCGAUAGUAACGAAUUAGAAAAAGCUAAAACAUUUGUCGACGGAGCUAAAGAUAUGGGUUUGCGUCCGAACUCUGUUUCCUUCAAUGUAUUGAUCAAAGGGUUUUUAGAGAAAUGUGAUUGGGAAGGUGCGCGCAAGGUGUUCGACGAAAUGCUUGAGAGAGAAGUGCAACCGACCGUUGUGACUUAUAAUAGUUUAAUCGGAUUCUUGUGCCGGAGUAACGACGUGGGGGAGGCGAAAAGCUUGCUUGAAGAUAUGAUGGUGAAGAGAAUACGCCCCAAUCACGUGACGUUCGCGUUGUUGAUGAAGGGUUUGUGUUGUAAAGGAGAGUACAACGAGGCCAAGAAGCUGAUGUUCGAUAUGGAGUAUCGUGGGUGUAAACCGGGCUUGGUUAACUACGGGGUUUUGAUGAGUGAUCUUGGAAAGAGAGGGAAGAUAGAUGAGGCAAGGCUUUUACUAAAUGAGAUGAAGAAGAGGAGGAUAAAGCCAGAUGUUGUGAUCUACAACAUUCUUGUGAAUCAUCUUUGUAGUGAAGGGAGAGCCUCAGAGGCUUAUAGAACGCUAAUGGAGAUGCAGAUGAAAGGUUGCAAGCCUAAUGCGGCUACCUACCGUAUGAUGGUUGAUGGGUUUUGUCGUAUUGGGGAUUUUGAUUCUGCGUUGAGUAUUUUGAAUGCGAUGCUUGCGAGUAGACACGCGCCUACACCUGCAACGUUUGUGUGUUUGGUUGAUGGGUUGGUAAAAGGAGGUAACUUGGACCAUGCUUGCUUUGUGUUGGAGGUGAUGGGAAAGAAAAAUUUAAGCUUUGGAUCUGGUGCUUGGGAAAAACUAGUUAAUGGUCUCUGUAUUAAGGAUGGAGGAGGUUGUUGUGAGGCUUUGUCAAAAGUUAUUUCUACCUAAGCAGUGAGUGAUCUCUUAAAGGCUGCAAGAUACUCUUUCUCUUUGUUUUAUCUCUUGCCAUUACUUUUGUCUCUCCUGCUCGGCUUCUUAAUGAAGAAGAAGAUAUUGGCUUGGUCCCUGUGCCUACCACAACGUCUGGUUCAGGCCUCUUCCCCACUUCAACUGGUAUCACUACAGGUGCAAGUCCAGCCUCAGGCGGUUCAGGUCCUUUGAAUACUUUAAGUGGCUCUGGACCUCUACCAACCACUGGUUCUGGUUCUUUACCGGUUGCUAGUUCGGUUCCCUUGCCUGCUACUGUCCCCGGUUCUCUUCCAACCACCGGUUCAGGUCCCGUUCCGGUUGCUAGUUCUGGUCCUUUGCCUGCUGCUGGUUCAGGGCCUUUGCCGACUGCUGGCUCAGGUGCAGGUGGUUUACUUCCCGACCACACAUUAGUCUUCUUUAUGCACGAUAUACUCGGUGGCUCAAACCCAACAGCCAGGGCUGUGACCGGAGUCGUUGCAAACGCAGCUCUCAGUGGCCAGCUUCCAUUCGCCAAACCCAACGGCGCAAACCUCCCUGUCAGCAACGGCGUUCCAUCUAACAGUAACAACAACGGAAUCCUCAACAACAACAACGUCCCGCUUCUGGUCGGUCUGGGAGGAACCACUUCCAGCAUUCUACAGAACAACGGGAACAGCCUCUUGAACGGUCUCCCCGUGGCUAAUGGCGGUCAGCUCCCAUCUGGUUCGUCCCUUCAGAUGCUCAUGUUUGGGACGAUGACGGUGAUGGACAACGAGCUAACGGAAGGGCAUGAGCUCGGGUCAGGUCUGCUUGGCAAAGCUCAGGGCUUCUACGUGGCGAGCGCGGUGGAUGGAACUAGCCAGACUAUGGCCUUCACGGCUAUGUUUGAGAGUGGUGGUUAUGAAGAUAGCAUCAGUUUCUUCGGUGUGCAUAGAACGGCUGCAUCGGAAUCUCAUCUUGGGGUCAUGGGUGGUACGGGGAAGUAUGUGAAUGCGAGAGGAUAUGCCGUUGUCAAGACUUAUACUGGUGGCAGUGGGAACACACAGCAGCCGCACCAGUUCACAGAUGGGCUUGAGACUGUUCUGGAGUGCACCGUUUAUCUUUCUUACUAGUUUUUUUUUCCUUGUUGUAUUUGAAUUGCGUUGUGUUGUGUUGUAUCGUAAUAUGUAACAACAAAGCCUAUUAAUUUGAUAACAAAUUUCAUGUU